Molecule: messenger RNA, 357 nt
Organism: Lasiodiplodia theobromae
Lineage: Eukaryota; Fungi; Ascomycota; Dothideomycetes; Botryosphaeriales; Botryosphaeriaceae
Exons: 1
Coding region: 1-357 (118 amino acids)
Source: RefSeq, a predicted model, not a curated record
AUGCGCCUCCAAAGAAGCAACAACCUCAUCAUACUCAGUACAAACCGCACCCGCAUCCCACUUAUCAGCGACCACACCACGCGCCUCAGCAGCACCACGCACCCCAACAGCACCACACAACCCAUCACCACCACACAGUCCAGCAGCACCACACAACCCAGCAACAUCAUGCACCUCACAACCCGUACCCACGCCCUCUUCAGCCUACCUAUCAACAACAAUCAAGACCACAUCCCGUUUCGCACCAUCAGAGCCAUGUACACCCCGGCCAUCAAUCACAACCGCAUGCUGCCCCGCAUUAUCAGAACUCAGGCUACCAACCACAGCACCAAAGCUACCAACAGAACCAACACAUAG